AAGAGGGAAGCUUAAAAUUCGAUGGACAAAGUAUUAUUUCAAGAGUGAUGAUGAUAGUACUGCUUGUAGUUGUAUCGAAUAUGGAGGUAAUUGUGAAGAUUGUUUUAUUAAAAAAUUUAAACCUGAAUAUGAUUCAGAAGAUAAUUUUAAUUAUGAUAAUUAUAAUGAAGCUUAUCAUAAUGUAUUUAAUGAUGAUGGAAGAGAACAUAAUGAAAAUUAUCGUACUGCCAAUACGAAUAAUUUUAAUUAUGAGGAAAACGAGAGUGAUGAUGGUUAUGAAGGGUUUUUACAAAAGAGAGAAUAUGAUAGUUACGAUAAAUAUUUAGAAGACAAAAACAUCCAGAAUUUUGAAUAUUACGUGUCACAACGUUCUCAACGUAAAUAA
This is a messenger RNA of Cetraspora pellucida, 385 nucleotides long. NCBI's taxonomy places the organism in Eukaryota, Fungi, Glomeromycota, Glomeromycetes, Diversisporales, Gigasporaceae. The record is from the annotation of a GenBank genome assembly.